AUGUGUAUUCAACGUCUUAAUGCUGACAUCUCCCGGAUUCAACGCUGGGCUGCGGCUAAUCUACUCCAGCUCAACGUAAAUAAAACCAAGGCCAUCAUCAUGGGUGCAAGGCGCUACAUCAAUGCUAUUGACGUACCUGCCCUGCCGCAGCUUGGUUGUCAAGGUUCUGCCAUUGAGAUAGUAAGCAGUGUCAGGAAUUUGGGAGUUUUCAUCGACAGUAAGUUGACCUUUGCUUCCCACAUACAACGUGUGGACUCCAAGAUCAACACUGCUCUCUACCAACUCUACAGUCUGCGUGAUUACACUGAUGCUCCACUGCUACGGGACCUGCAACUCCAGCGCAUGAUCAAUAGAGCUGUGAGGUUUGUGACAGGUCUUCCCCGAGAUGCGCCGAUUUCGGAAGCUCGGCGGAGUCUGGGCUGGCUCUCUAUCUCUGGGUACAGAACGGUAGUCAUAGCCUCCGUAAUGUAUCAGGUACAGAGCACUGGUACCCCGCAGUAUCUUGCUGACCUCUUUGCUGUCUACACGUCUACCAGACCUCGACGACAGGCACUGGCACAGCUCGCCCUGGUUGUGCCCAACUAUCGCACCGACACCUAUAAAGCAGCACUGGCUGUUGCUGGUCCGGAGACCUGGAAUAGCAUCCCUGUCAACAUCCGAGAACUCACGUCACCCACGUCCUUCAAGGGGCACUUGAAGCGCUGGCUCCUCGACAAUGAGCAGCACGGCUGA
Diachasma alloeum is the source of this 732-nucleotide messenger RNA. RefSeq lists its product as uncharacterized. Bases 1 to 732 code for a protein of 243 amino acids. The record is from RefSeq and is a predicted model, not a curated record. The transcript is spliced from 2 exons. NCBI's taxonomy places the organism in Eukaryota, Metazoa, Arthropoda, Insecta, Hymenoptera, Braconidae.